Molecule: messenger RNA, 3368 nt
Organism: Oncorhynchus masou masou (cherry salmon)
Lineage: Eukaryota; Metazoa; Chordata; Actinopteri; Salmoniformes; Salmonidae
Product: diacylglycerol kinase iota-like
Exons: 34
Coding region: 297-3368 (1023 amino acids)
Biological process (GO): diacylglycerol metabolic process; regulation of synaptic transmission, glutamatergic; intracellular signal transduction
Cellular component (GO): nucleus
Molecular function (GO): protein binding; ATP-dependent diacylglycerol kinase activity
Source: RefSeq, a predicted model, not a curated record
CUUGUCGGGGCCGGAGAUGGAUGCUGCCUGCUGCAGCUCGUGAGGUUCUGUUGAGCUGACGCUUGUUGUUCCUGCCCCAGCUCGUGCUGCCAUUUCCAGACGGUCAUCUCCGACUAGCCGUUCGCGAUCACCGUCUCGUGCUUGACGGUGCGGCGAACACAGAUCCCCGCCGCUUUGGGUUCCUUCAACAAACGCGACCAUAAAAAGGACGGACACUGUCAUCCAGCGAUACCCACCGUAGACCGUCUCUGUCUCCCGGAGUAGCCGGGGAGAGGGGGUCCAGCGCCAGCCGCAGCAUGAGCAUGGACCCCCUGGCCAAGCCCUGCCCGUCCCAGGCGGAGCACACCCCCGGGACCUUCAGCGGCCGGCUGACGGCGCUGGAAGCAGCCGGGGAGGACAGCGAGUCCGGCUGCGGCGAAGAGGAGGCCAUGGGGGGCAGCGAUACGUUCACUAGCCUCGUCGAGAUGGAGGUGGAGACGCUGGAGGAGAAAUUAAAGGGUCUGGCUUUUAGGAAACAGACUUCGUAUAGGAAAGCCAUCUCGCGGUCGGGUCUCCAGCACUUGGCCCCGGUCCACAAACCCAUGCCCCCCAUCACUAACGGACCGUCCAAGGAGAUACGCACGUCCGUUGACUGGACAGAGACUGCUGUGAACGGAGACCACCUGUGGCUGGAGACCAGUUGUUCUGGAGAGCUGUGCUACCUUGGAGAAGACACCUGUGUACUGAAGACUGCAAAGUCUGCCCCCAGGAGGAAGUGCGGAGCGUGUAAGAUCGUAGUCCACACCGCCUGCAUCGAGCAGCUCGACAAGAUUAACUUCCGCUGUAAACCAACGUUUAGAGAAGGAGGCUCUCGCUGCCUCAGAGAUAAUAUGUUGAGGCAUCACUGGGUGCACCGGCGCCGCCAAGAGGGGAAAUGCAGACAGUGUGGGAAGAGCUUCCAGCAGAAGUUCUUCCACAGUAAAGAGAUUGUGGCCAUCAGCUGCUCCUGGUGCAAACAAGCUUUCCAUAACAAGGUGACGUGUUUCCAGCUACAUCAGAUUGAGGAGCCCUGUUCACUGGGGGCUCACGCCGGGGUCAUCGUCCCCCCCUCCUGGAUCAUCAAAGUCAGGAAGCCACAGAGCUCAUUCAAAAACUCUACAAGGAGGAAAAAACGCACAUCAUUCAAAAGAAGGACCAGUAAGAGAGGAACUGACGAGUCAAAGUGGCGCCCGUUCAUGCUGAAGCCCCUUCCCUCCCCUCUGAUGAAACCUGUUCUAGUCUUUGUCAACCCCAAGAGUGGAGGCAACCAGGGUACUAAGGUGUUACAGAUGUUUAUGUGGAUCCUGAACCCUCGCCAGGUGUUUGAUCUCUCCCAGGGAGGGCUCAGAGAGGCGUUGGAGUUGUACAGGAAAGUGCCAAACCUGCGUAUCCUGGCCUGUGGAGGAGACGGGACGGUGGGGUGGAUCCUGUCUGCUCUGGAUGAGUUAGGAAUGACCCCCCAUCCGCCUGUAGCUGUACUUCCUCUGGGGACAGGAAAUGACCUCGCCAGGACUCUCAACUGGGGAGGGGGUUAUACAGACGAACCGGUGUCCAAGGUACUGUGUCAGGUGGAGGAUGGCUCUGUGGUGCAGCUCGACAGAUGGAACCUUCAGGUGGAGAGAAGCCCCGCCCAGCCGGAGGAGGGCACACAGAAGCUCCCACUGAACGUGUUCAACAACUACUUCAGUCUGGGCUUCGACGCCAACGUCACACUGGAGUUCCACGAAUCCAGAGAAGCCAACCCUGAGAAGUUCAACAGUCGCUUUCGCAACAAGAUGUUCUAUGCAGGGGCUGCGUUCUCCGACUUCCUCCAGAGGAGCUCCAGGGAUCUGUCUAAACACGUCAGAGUGGUGUGUGACGGGACGGAUCUCACUGCUAAGAUCCAGGAGCAGAAGUUCCAGUGCAUCGUCUUCUUAAACAUCCCCAGGUACUGUGCGGGCACCAUGCCGUGGGGGAACACAGGAGACCACCGGGACUUUGAGCCUCAGCGCCAUGACGACGGCUGUAUUGAAGUCAUCGGCUUCACCAUGUCCUCCCUUGCGGCACUGCAGGUAGGAGGUCAUGGUGAGAGGCUGCACCAGUGUAGAGAGGUGACUCUGACCACCUUUAAGACCAUCGCUGUACAGGUGGAUGGAGAGCCGUGUCGCUUGGCCCCCUCAACCCUCCGGAUCUCCCUACGCAACCAGGCCAACAUGGUACAGAAGAGCAAGAGACGCACCUCAGUACCCCUGCUUAAUGAUAUUCAGAAAGUGUGUGCAGCAGACCUGCGCCGCCUUUCUGCUCCCCCUGACUCCUUCUCUGUCCCCCAUGCUGUCCCCGAGCGCCUCCGCCUCAGAGUCAACCGUAUCAGUCUGCAGGACCACGACAGGCUACAGUUCGACAAGGAACGACUCCGAGACAUCUCGAUCGCCGUGGGGAUUGUGGUGGUGAGAGGGGACUGUGACCUGGAGACCUGCAGACUCUACAUAGACAGGCUACAGGAGGAUCUUCAUCAGGCUCCAUCUGCUGGCCACCGAGUGCAUUACCAGGAUGAGUGUCGAGGUCUACCGCGACCUGGCUCCGCCCACAGGCUGUCCCCCAACUGGAGCUUCCUGGACUCUACGUCCGCAGACCGUUUCUACCGCAUAGACAAGGCCCAGGAGCACCUGCACUAUGUGACAGAAAUCUGCCAGGAAGAGGUGUUUAUCCUGGACCACGAUGGACUAGCGGGGGGACCGGCCACAGGCAUGCCUGACCUGGUGGUGGAGCCCAACUCUGGGAGCCCUCUGACGUCUGAGGAACAAGCACUGCUGACGGCUGCCUCCUCUGGGGACCUGACUACGUUGUCGGGCAGCUUCUUUCGCGGGACCAGCCUCCUGGUGAGGGAUUCUACUGGUUGUAGUGCACUACACCUGGCCUCUCAGCACGGACACACUGAAGUGGUCCACUUCAUACUGGAGCAUGGGUCAAAGGUGCUCCUGGAUUUAACCAACAGAGAAACAGGAGAUACUGCCUUGCACAAAGCGGCCUCUCGGAAGCAUCACGCUGUGUGUCGUCUUCUCAUGGACUCCGGAGCUUCCCUCAUCAAGACCAACUUCAAGGGUAAGACCCCAGUAGAGCAAGCUCGUGAUGCGGGGGACCAAGAGCUGGCCUCCUACCUGACCAGCAAACAGCUCCCUACCACUGUCUCCCACGAAGAUCUAGAGAUCCUUUCAUGGGUGUCUACGGCCAAAUGGGUUUCCAUGGCCGAGCAGCUGCACACAUGCCUUAAGAUCACCAUACGGAAUAACAAGCAUUGGCUGGAGUGGUGUAAAGCUCCCCGCCAUUGGACUCUGGAGCAGUGGAGUGAUGAAUCACGCUUCACCAUCUGA